CCUCAUGGAGGCAGCCCGGAGGAGACGGUGGCCAGGCGGGUGGUGGAAGUGCCUCCUCCGGGCCACGCUCUGGCUUGCCUGCUUCCUCCCGCACUCCGGCAGCUCCACCUGGACCCACGCCGGCCUCCAGUACGCCAGUCGAAGGAAUUGGUGUUCAUACACUGUCACCAGGACCGUUUCCUGCCAUGUCCAAAACGGCACCUAUCUCCAGAGAGUCUUUCAGAGCUGCCGGUGGCCCAUGGGUUGCACUGGAGGCAGCUACAGAACCAUUGUCAGACCAACGUACAAGCAGGCAUACAAGACGGUCACAGCCCUGGAAUGGAAAUGCUGCCCAGGACACACGGGGGCAAAUUGUGAGGCAGGUGUGGGACAGCAGAUCAAGACAGAGAGCGUCGGUUACUUGGAUGCUCAAGAUGCUGGGCAUGGAAGUGCUCCUUUGCGUAGAUUACCUGUCCGACCUGCAACCUUCUCAGGUUGUUUAAACUGCAGCAAAAUGUCAGAACUGUUUGAGCGCCUCAGUUUCUUGGAAGCCAAGGUAGCAACUCUCUCAACAGCUGAGUCAGUGACUUCCCUGGUACCUGGCAGACGACAGUCCCCUAAGGGAGAUGCCUCUGCAGACUCCAUGGCUCUGUGGGGCUCUCUGGCUGCUCAGGGGAGCCCAGGAGAUGAAAGCAUAAAAGCAGGUUUUCCAGGCCCCAGAGAGAGGUUAAGGACACCCAUUCCAGGACGGGAUGGAAGACUGGCCUCACAGGGGCCUCCAGGCCCAGCUGGUCCAAAAGGAGACAUUGGCAUCCGGGGGCCUUCUGGUAUUCCUGGUGCAAGGGGUCCUGUUGGACCACAAGGUCCUCCAGGCCCUCCGGGUCCUCCAGGAAAGGAUGGUGCAAGGGGCUUCCCUGGAGAGAAGGGCUUACCUGGCCUCCCAGGUCCCCCUGGCCCACCAGGUCCACCUGCCCCAGUAGGGCCAAAGAUAUCAGAAAUCCCAGAUCACAGGGACCCUCUUCUGUCAAACAGUUUUAUUGAAACGGGUAUCACAGGGCCAACUGGCCCUCCUGGGCUUCCAGGGCCGAUGGGUCCUCCAGGGCCAGCUGGGAAACCAGGAUCACCAGGUCAUGCUGGAAUCCCUGGAAAACCAGGUGCUGAUGGGGCAGCCGGUAUCUCUGGGGAGAAAGGAGAGAGAGGUGAACCAGGCCCCAAAGGUGAACCAGGCGAUAAAGGCACCUGGGCCAUUAGCUUACAAAGCUUCCUAGAGCAGCAGGCCCAGCUGGAGCUCCUGGCUAGGAGGGUCACCUUGCUGGAAGCUAUCAUCUGGCCAGAACCAGAACUGGGAUCCGGCAUUGGUCCUGCCUCCACUAGCACUCCCAGCUACUACCGGGGGAAACGUGAUGAGAAUCUGGCAGCUUACAGGGUGACCUCCCACCAGCAUGUCCAGAGGAAAGAGGACAAGAAGAAAUGAAGAGUGACCAGCUUGCCUGCUGGGUGCAAAAGGAAAGCACACUUGCAAUCACAGCGGUCUCCUUUGGGGUGGCGUCCAACCCUCUGCCCGCUUUUGACCGUCGCAAGGUGAAGCAGCAGAAAGGGGUGCAUCGCCACUGCGCCUGGGAGAAUACUUGCUUGCUAACAGCCCUGCUUUAUAUUUAUUUGGUCUGUUCCUUUUGUGCAAGGGGUCUGUAACCAAUUUGUUGUGUGCCUGGCUUAAAUUGUUGCCAGAACUGAGCCUGUGUGCACCUUUUGUGAUUGCCUGACUCUCCUGCAGGGGGAGCUCUCCAUCUCUUGGUGCUAUUUUGCAGGGAUGUGUUUCCCCCUUCCCUAGAUACACUGGCCUGUAGUUUGCUGAUACUUUCCUGCCACUGUGGGACUGGACGUUGGCCUGUGAGUUCACUGAAGUAGAGCUGCAGAUCUAUACUGCAUCUCUGCAUCCAUUGUUGGCUCCUCCUACCUAGUUGCCCCUCUUCCCCGACAGACUGGCAAGGGAAUGGGAGAAAGCUCCAGGCCUUUCCAGAUUGUUUCAGUAUGCAAAGGAUGCACAGUUGUUAUUCAGUUCUUGUGGGAAUGCAGAAUGAGAUGUACUUUCUCUCUGAACAAAAGAUUUCCCACCCCAUUCCUUACCCUUGUGUCUUUAUACAACUGGAGUAUCUUGGUCCCUGGGACAGAAGGAAGGAAUAAAGGGGAGACGUGACAGGAACCUAUUGGCUAGUAGCUGUGACAUAAGUGGUUUGAUCAGCAACACACCCCCAUGCUAUUUUAACCUCCACCCUAUUUUUUCAGUUCCCUUCCUCAAUUUAGGAGUUUGAUCACUCCCUGCUGAACCAUUCCAGCAGAAACUGGUACUUGUGCUUUUAAAUCUGGGUAAAGGAUGAAACCAGCGGGCAUUCCCAAGGCUACCUCGCCCCACCCAUCACUGAGAACUUAUUUCCCCCUUUUAAAAAUAUGGUUUCUGUGUCCUUAUAGUGUAUACUUGGUUAGAAAAUCAAGAUGAAAGAAAAACCACAAAACAGACCAGUGAUACCCCCACAACCACUUGCAGCAAGAUUUUACAUACACGUACACACAAAAUCCGUCCAUUGUUUGGGAAUAGCAUCAGAUUGCUCCAGAGUUAACUUUAGCAACUAUGGUAAAAUCCAUUUCUUUCCCCAUCAUGUGGAACAUGGCCUCAUUUUCCAGCAUUGUAAUUCCCAAUGACAUGAAUUGUCUCUUUUGUCUGGGUGCUGCAAAGGCCCUGGAUGCGGGCUGAUAGGUGCAGCUAGAACGGCUCUAGACCCUGACCUUGGUGUUUGGAAUGUUGCCGGCAUCCUCAUCUCCUGCUUUUCCACAAGGCAGCAUAGAACAGUAAGAUUUGUGAAGUAUAGUCACCUGGCUACCCUAGAUGAAUAAGAAGUGGGACCUCCAAGGCCAGAAAAGUCGGGGGCAGUAAUCAGAGGGCACAGAAAUAGGGACCCUUUUGGAGAUGCAGCACCCCCUUCCCAUACACUGAGCUAAAAACUUUCUUUUAGCUAAGAUUUUCAGGCAUCUGUGCCAGCCAUCAGAUGGGGAGGGAUAUUUCACCCACACAGACUACCCGUCUGCCCUCUAAUUGUAGGCCCUUUAGACCUUUGCACAGCUGAACAGCAAAUGUCUUCUGCAGGCACUCUGGGGACUGUGGAGGGGAGGGAACUACUUUUAUAUCAUAUACACUUUGGAAUUUCAGCAGAUGUGGGUACCAGUUCUAUCAAGGUCAAUAAAACAUCUCAGAACA
Molecule: messenger RNA, 3232 nt
Organism: Heteronotia binoei (common prickly gecko)
Lineage: Eukaryota; Metazoa; Chordata; Lepidosauria; Squamata; Gekkonidae
Gene: EMID1
Product: EMI domain containing 1
Exons: 15
Coding region: 5-1453 (482 amino acids)
Molecular function (GO): protein binding
Source: RefSeq, a predicted model, not a curated record